GUUCGGAAUCGUAGUCGUAAAUCAUGGUAAAUCAUACUAAAUGCUGUUCUUCUGACCGCCUAUCGCCGAAUCUGGUCUGCUUUUGAGUUUUGUCCAACUAAGUUACUUUAGCACUAGCAGUGACCGUGUGUGAGCAGCGCAGUUUGACCCCAGCCUAAUGUCCUUCUGUUGCUACUAGAGCCCGGGAAGAGAUACCCAGAAUAACUGUGGGCCUGGAGAACCCGGUUGAAAGAAAUGCUUGGUGGUUGUCGGGAGUAGAUCCAUGGCCAUGGCACAGAGCGCACUUAUCGUGUGAUCGUAAAAUUUAUUCUCGAAAUGGAUGCGAGCACCUUGGAUACAGCACAUGGACCGAGAACAUUGGCUGAUUGGAGCGCGAGAGAGCCUGCAGAUAUUCGUGGCCGAGCAUCAGUGGCGCACACCAUGAUCUGACUCCCCAAGUCGCAGUAAUCAGUAACGCUACAACCUUAGUCCUAGAGGCACACUGCGAUCCGCUAGCAACGCGCUGUCAGAACUCGGAAGGCGAUACUGUAUACUUAGGUUCGUGAGUGUCCCUGGCUGUGUGCGCGAGUCGAGAAACAUGUCCACACCACAAGUACGCACUGCUCGCACUCGACUAGGCAAGCUGCUCGAUAGCAAUGAGGACGCACACCGCGAAGAGCUAGCGCAACUGACGCACGGUCGCUACAACAUCAGAGCGGCAUUGGACCGCAGCAGGCAUGCUGUGGACGCACAGAGCGCGACGGUGCAAGCCUGUUCGUCUGGUCCGCGCUGGACGUCUCUGGAUCGGGCGCGUGAACUGAAACUGACAAGCAGUAGCGCCUUGCCACCGCUCGCACCCAACCAACAGAUCACAACAACAACAUCAGCUGAUGAAGAGCCAGCGCUGGCCACUGGCAGUGCCUCGUUUCUGGAAUACGGUUACAUGCAUGGUGCACUGCAGCCGGCUAUGAGCACAUCGAUUGAUGUAAACCGCAUCGCAGCCGAAUACGCAUACCACCAGCCGGAAUUACACACAUGCGGGCUGGAGAUUGGCCGUGAGCAGGCGGAGAGGAAGCCCCGCACUGUUUACCUCCGGGACGACGGCACGUUGACACCACGCGCUGGAGUGAGGAAAGCCACUAAACAAGGAAAGAAGAAGACGAAACGAAAAGAAUUGACUGCUGGAUCUGCGGCAAGCCACCCCACUACAGGACAUAACAGAUUAGAAGAAAGUCCACGAAAAUCGACUAAGUCACCAGUGACAGCGGCAGUGACCACAUUGAACUCGAAGAUGAUAGCUGGUGCACAUAGCUCUGACUUGCGAGAAAUUGAACCACAUUCAUAUCUUCCUACACCUAGUUCAGAAACAACAACUGCAAACGAACUGGCGCAAAGAGGCUCACCCGAAAGUGCCAGGCCAACUUCGCAAAGCACUGGACAAUCAUAUGACACAACCACACACUCACUGGAUGCAAUGACCCCGGCACUGCCUGCAGGCUAUGCUGAUGUCCUCCUGGAUCUCAAUUGUAAGCUAGAUAAGCUGGACAUUGGUGAUGUGGGACGUGCUGGUGCAGGCCUUGUGCCCGUAUCGCAGGUGGAUCACUACAGGGCUGUGCGGGCACGGCACGAAGAACUUGCCAAAGUCAGCUGGCGGUGCGAUGACAAGGAUUGGAGAAGGAUAGCUGAAGACAGCAAGGACGAGGAUUUGUUUAAGAAGCUCCUCCAAGCACGCCAAUGUUGGGAUGAAAUUCUAGCUGCCAUGAAACUGGAGGACCUGGUUGUCACGCUAGAAAUGAUCAAGGAACAGUACGAGGACUAUCUUGGUGAUCUGUUUGAAGCAACGGUGGACGCGCCCAGACCACUGCCGUACAAGCAGCUAAAGGAACAGUACGACUCAACUCUACCAGAUGAUGUCGUGACCAGCGAGGAGGCAACAUCGCAGCCCAAACCUGUAGAUGCUGCCGAUAUAACCCUGGAAUCAGUUGCCCGUAACAUUGAGGAGCUCGAGAAGAAGGCUGGCGUUGUUGUGAAGGCACUGAAGUCGGUGGAAGUGGAGUAUCAGCAGGCCAGAGACAUGCACAGUUACGUAGAUGCUGUGGGCAAGUGGGCACAGAGGUGGCGUGGCAUUGUCCAGGGCCGGAAGGCACUCCGCGAUGCAACCAGCGGUGCUGAAUGGGUUCUGGAAGUGGACAGUCUGCAACGAAAGAUUCUAGAUGCAAUAGUGACGAAGAACGCAAUCGAGCAACAGCAGCGGCGGUUGCUGAUGCGAAGUGACGAGUUCUACUCACUGCAGACGCAGGUGACAGAGUCCAAGGCUGAGUGUGAGCGUGUCAGGAGGAGAAUAGACAUGGUGGAUCGCUUGUGCAAGGGACAGGAAAAUGUUCUGGCCCAGGUUCUGCACAGGUACAAUCGUCCAUCAUCAGAGAAAGACUUGAUCAUGUCUCACAUUUCAAAGAUGGCUACGGUACCAGAGAAAACGUCUGUUACCUGAAUGGAAGCUGCCGGAGUGGAGUCAAUCAACAAAUCAAGGAAAUCGGCUAUCAAGACGACCAGUGAAGACAUAUCGCACAGUCAGACACGCCUAAGAAACCCAGUGUCACCAUGCAGCUGCUAGAGGCUAGAGCUAAGACUAAGAGCGCGGGCUGAAGCACAUACGACACACAAUGGCCAUGCAACGUUGCACGUACCAGCGAGCCAAGACACAACAAGCAUGAUGCAUUGCGUCCGUGUCCAGCAUUAACUCACACUCAAAACUGGCAUCCGUGUUUUCUAUCUGAUGGCAGGUACCUUCAAGGAUUCAGACUGGCACUUGAAAUAUGCUCGGAAAGACUUCAUUAUUGACCACAUUGAAUAGAGAAAACCUAUCAUUAUUAUGCAGUAUUUUACGGAAAGUACAACUGGCUUCUCAAAGAAUGAGCCCUGGCGUACAGUCAUGCGCUACUGGGUGUUGCGUGACAUAACAACAUCAGUCUGUGAUCAACAUCACGCCAAUACUAGUAGUACAGGAACACAUUGGAUUGCCGACUAGCACACUAGCAGCUGUCCUGUACAUGUAUACAAAUGAUUGUAGUAUAGCCAGUGUAGGCCAUUACUUCGUAUGUGAACCAAUGAUUUCUUGAUGCAUGGCGUGUAGCAGAACUUUGAUUCUUGUUCUCGUGCCAUAUCAUAAGUGCUUCACUGACUCA
This is a messenger RNA of Sycon ciliatum, 3164 nucleotides long. RefSeq lists its product as uncharacterized. Lineage: Eukaryota; Metazoa; Porifera; Calcarea; Leucosolenida; Sycettidae. The record is from RefSeq and is a predicted model, not a curated record. The coding region runs from base 578 to 2470 and encodes 630 amino acids. The transcript is spliced from 10 exons.